This is a messenger RNA of Balaenoptera acutorostrata (minke whale), 3626 nucleotides long. RefSeq names its product MIS18 binding protein 1 (gene MIS18BP1). NCBI's taxonomy places the organism in Eukaryota, Metazoa, Chordata, Mammalia, Artiodactyla, Balaenopteridae. The record is from RefSeq and is a predicted model, not a curated record. The coding region runs from base 383 to 3592 and encodes 1069 amino acids. The transcript is spliced from 16 exons.
GCGGGGACCGCCCCCAGUUUUCGAGUCCCAGUGAGUCGCACGGUGACGCAGUUCCUGGGCGCGCCAAUCCCGGGCUGGCUGGGAGGGCGGGCUCUUCAAAUUUGAAUUCCCAAGCUGUUUAGGUGUUAGGGAACCUCACCGAGAAAGUGAGCGUCACCUGGGGCUAGGCCGCUGCGAGCUGGGGCCGACUUGGGCCAGAGGCGCGAGUCUUGGGGCGCCCAGGUCCCCCGCUCCAGCACGAAGCCGAGCCCAGACUGCAGCCGUCUCGCCAUGCCAGGCCCUUCACCCAAGGUUCUUCUGGCCCCCUGCUGAAGGUCUAUCCUGAAAAUUGUGUUUAAGUGAAUAUUCUGUUAGAGGAAAUUUGUUGCUACUGUUUAUCAAGAUGAUUGCAACACCUUUGAAACGUCCAGGAAUUCACUUGUCUUCAGAGACAUCUUCUCAGAGGAGAAAUAUGCCCAUGCAUGCAGUAUUUUUUGACAACAUUCCUUCAGGCACACUUACUCCUGUAAAAGAUUUGGCGAAAUAUCAGAAGUCCUCUUUAAAAUGGAAUGACCAUAAAAAGAGUCAGUUCCUAGAAGUAACAGUUUUUAAUAAUAAAAAUAUAUUUCAGUCUACCAUGCUAGCAGAGGCUACCGCCUCUAACAGUUCUCUUGAUAUCAGUGCUAUAAAGCCCAACAAGGAUGGAUUAAAAAAUAAAGCAAGCUAUGAAUCACCAGGAAAAAUAUUUCAAAGAAUGAAAGAAAAAGUACUACGUAACAAGCAAGAACAAGCAUCAAGAAACAGUUUGUUGGAACCACCAAAAAAUGAAAGUAAUAAAAUUUUCACUCCUAACGGAGCUGAGGAAGGAGUAUUACAGCAUACCUACCUCUGUGAAGAAAAGGAAAACAACAAAUCAUUCCAGCCAGAAGACAGUUCACUAAGAGCCUCAGUCCAAGAAGUUCCUUCAGAAUCAUCAAAUAAUACUUUCCUGUCAGUCAAGCAAAAGAUUCAAUAUCAGCAGGAAAAGAAGGCACCUCUAUGCAAUUUAACUUAUGAGCUUCCAAUUCUGAACCAAAAACAUGAAAAUGAUUCAGCUGCAGGAGUCUCAAACAAGGCAUUAACUAGAGCUCAGUUGGCUAGACAAGUUCUUCACUCAAAGGAGAAUACAGUUGCAACCACUAAGUCCAAAAAGGACACGUUUGUUUUAGAAGGCACUGAUUCUACCUGUGAAAAAUCCCAAAAUACCACCAUUGAGACUCUCUGUGUUCCUUUUAAAAAUGGCAGUCAGUUAAUGGUUUCUGAUGAUAGUAAGAUUACAACAGAAGGCACUUCAAAACAGGAAAUUAAGGAAGGAAAUGAGAAAACAAUGCCCAGAGAGACUGAUCUUCCAGGUUCCAUGAAUGAUACAUGUAAAAUUGUGCUUGCAACUCCAAGAUUUCAUAUAGGAAUACCUCAGAGAUCAAAAAACAAUGCCUGGAAGCUUUCUCCAAGUACAUGCCAAACUAUUACAAAUGGAGUUAAAAAAAAUAAGCUACGUUGGGUCUUCAUUGCUGUGCGAGGGCUUUCUUUAGUUGCGGUAGUCCAGCUACAGGAAUGGAUGAUUAAAGUCAUCAAUGAUAACACUGCUAUAUGUGUAGAAGGAAAAUUGAUAGACAUCACUAACAUAUAUUGGCACAGUAAUGCAAUUAUAGAACGGAUUAAGCACAACAAACUUAGGACUUUAUCAGGCAACAUUUAUAUAUUAAAAGGAAUGAUAGACCGGACUUCCAUGAAAGAAGCAGGUUACCCAAAUUAUCUCAUAAGGAAAUUUAUGUUUGGAUUUCCAGAAAAAUGGAAAGAGUACAUUGAUAAUUUUUUAGAACAGUUAAGGUCUUGUGAAAAGAAAGAAGGAAAGGCCAGACAAAAACAGAAAACUGAAAGAGUUGUUCCUGACAUUCGAAAAUCAAUGAAAAAUGAUGCAGGGGAAAAAAAAACAGAUGUCCUCCAAAGAGCCACUGCCACUUAUGACCUUGAUUGUGAUCAUUUGGAGAGAACUGAAGAAUCCAAAGUAUCCGUUGAUAUUCUAACAUCAAGGGAACAGUUUUUCUCAGACGAAGAAAGAAAAUAUAUGGCUGUUAAUCAGAAGAAACCUUAUAUUUUAGUAACACCACUCAAAUCUAAAAAAAUUAUAGAGCAAAAGUGCAUGAAUUAUAAUCUGUCCUUUGGCACCAUUAAAGCAGUAACAGAUUUUGCAGUGCGAAAGCAUCAAAAAGAAAGUAAAUCAAACUUAAGUGAACCUACAAGUCCAAUCAGCAAGCCCACAAAGACUUUAGAAAGUACAUUUGAGUAUAGUGUGGGUCAUAAAAGUAAAAACAAGGAAGAUUGUAGUGAAUGUGAUUUACUCACUGUCAACCAGAAAAUAAAAAUACCUAGUCCUAAAAAGGAACAAACAGUCACCUCUGACUUUAAGAAAAAUACAAGGUUAUCAAAAUUGAAGAAAACUGAAAAUCAAGUAACUGUGUCAUUUUACAAGCAUCAGUCCUCAUCAGAUUUGUCUAAUGAAGAGAGUGAAAAAGGAAAGGAAUUUAGAAGGAAAGCUGGGGUUGUUAAGACAACCAGAGCAAGAAAUACCGAAGAAAUAGUGGUUCACUUGAGAAAAAGCACAAGAAAAACAAGGACAAUCCCAGUGAUGUCUGAAUCUGAAACUGAAGAGAGUGAAAAUGAACUUCAUAUGAAACAGAAGAAAGCUAGAUGUUCUGCUAAAGAAAAUCUUCAGAAAUCUGAUAUUAGGAAUGAGCUUCCAGUUAUUGAGACAAUGGUAUCUGGCAAGACGAACAGGUCUUACUUAGCAUGUUUACCUGGUUUAAUUCAGGAUGAGGAAUGGAAUAAGAAAGAAUUACAGAAACUUCAUUGUGCUUUUGCAUCUCUUCCAAAGCACAAACCUGGUUUCUGGUCAGAGGUGGCUAUGGCUGUAGGUUCUCGAUCUGCUGAUGAAUGCCAGAGGAAAUACAUGGAAGAUCCCCGAGGAAAAAGAUCUCAGAAACAUGUCACCAAGAAAAAGCCAGUCAACCCCAAAGGCAAGAUCAGUGAUUCUGAUAAGAAGCAAACUAUUAAGAUAACUGCCAAAGUGGGAACUCUUAAAAGGAAGCAGCAGAUGAGGGAUUUUCUGGAACAGUUGCCAAAGGAUGACCAUGAUGAUUUUUUCAGUACAACACCUUUGCAGCAUCAAAGAGUACUGUUACCAAGUUUCUGGGACAGUCAAGAAGAGGAUGAUGUUCUGCCAAAUAUGGACAGAAAUCCAACAACUCCAUCAUCGGUUAUCUUUCCACUGGCAAAAACUCCUCAGUGUCAGCAUGUCAGUCCUGGCAUGCUAGCCUCUAUAAAUAGGGCUGACUGUGAUAAAUAUGUUUUUCGUAUGCAAAAAACCCAUAAAAGUAAAGGUGGCACUGUCUGGGGCAAUAUCAAGAAAAAAACAAUUGAAAGUGAUUUUUCAACUCCACCAUCAAGAAGAAAAACCCCAUUUAACAAAGAAUUAGCAGCAAACUCUGGUAUUGGAAAACUUUUCACUAAUGCUAUGGAGUCUUUAGAGGAAGAAGAGAAAGAUUCUUAUUUUUCGAACUCUGAUUCUGCGUAGUAAAAAUGAGAAUAUUUCCAGGAUGUUUAUCAAG